Messenger RNA from Ostrea edulis (European flat oyster), 1524 nucleotides. RefSeq names its product toll-like receptor 4. The record is from RefSeq and is a predicted model, not a curated record. Gene Ontology annotation, molecular function: protein binding; transmembrane signaling receptor activity. The coding region runs from base 171 to 1223 and encodes 350 amino acids. Gene Ontology annotation, cellular component: membrane. Gene Ontology annotation, biological process: toll-like receptor signaling pathway; immune response. NCBI's taxonomy places the organism in Eukaryota, Metazoa, Mollusca, Bivalvia, Ostreida, Ostreidae. The transcript is spliced from 2 exons.
AUCAGAUUCACCCAUCCAUAACUUGACGAUGAUAUUUGUGUACGACGUGCAUUGCGACGUCAGUGAAUAUCUCUUUUGUUAUUUCCCAUAUCUAAAGGGUGUUGAAAUGAACUUUGGCGUUAUUACACCACACAACAAAACUGGAACAAUUUGGAGCGUCAAACACGAACAUGAAUUUAAAUGCUGGACUAAACAUGAGUAAAAUCUUCCGAGGUCUGAAAAACCUUCGUCAGCUAGACCUGCGAAAGCUUUUCAUUCAUAAACUUCCGCCAUCUCUUUUGAAAGAUCAAACACAUUUAUCCGGUCUUUAUCUUGAGAACAACUAUUUAUCUUCUAUUCCAUCUGCAGUGGAACCUUUACUCAACCUAACGCAUUUAUAUCUUCAAUCUAACAAAAUUUCGUCAUUGAAACACUCUGAUUUUCACACACUCCAGAAUCUAAAAAAAGCGCAGAUCUUUAUCAAAGGAAACCCUUUAAAUUGUGAUUGUUUACACAUCUCCUCACUUCGAUGGAUGAAAAAAAAUCAGCAUCUCUUUGGAGAUUUGCAUAAAACUGAAUGCAUGGAAAUAUCAUCCACAAUUUCAAAACUAUUCGAUGAAGAAACUUUUGCAGAAUUUGAGAAGAAAUGCCAAUCUCAAAUGUGGUUACUUUUUUCUUCCUCUGUGUUAGUUUUAAUAAAUGCCUCAAUCAUUGUAUCAGCGCUUCUAAAGAGAUACCGCGUGCAUGUGGACUACAUUAUUCUGCGUAUUCGUAACAGAUUGAAAGGUAUACAUUUGCCCAAGAACAAAAACUUUGAGUUCGAUGCCUUCAUAUCAUACGCUGAAGAUGACUACAUGCUGGUGACGUCAACCCUUUAUCAAGCCCUGACAAAUUUAGGUUUUGAAAUAAGCCUACCUGAUAAAGACUUCAUCCCCGGAAGGUCAAAGGUGGACCAGCUUGUACAAUCUAUUGACCACAGUCGAAAAGUCGUUUUCAUCAUUACAGAAAACUUUCUAAAGAGUGGCUGGAAUUCGUACGCCGUCCAGAUGGCGGUGACCCAUGCCUUUCAUAACCACCGAAAACGGUCCAUCAUAGUGAUUAUCAAGGACAACAUUCCAAUAGAAAGAAUGCCAAAAGACUUGCAAUAUAUCUGGUGGUGCAUAUCGAGCAUAAGGUGGCCAGAUACUUUAGAACUGAUGGAUAGUUUUUGGGAAGAUCUUGCUACAACCUUGGCCUCAGUUUGAAAUAUGUGAAGCUCAUUUGAAAUUCAUUUAACAAUCACAUGUUAAAGAGGAAUUUAUUGGUCUCACUGAGAAAUGGAAUUUGUAGUCAAUGUAGAACUAUGUUCAAAUGUAGAAUUUUUAUUACUUUGGUUAAUGUUGUAUUUCAUCAGAAAAUUAUAUACAUGCAAAAAUUUCCAGCCUGUGUAUCGAGUUUCAACUUCACUAAUUUUACAUCUGCAUGUACAUUACAGUUUUAUUUUUCAUUGUCGAGUAUUUUCGUUUUAGGAUGCUUCAUAUUAAUAAAGUACUUUUUUCACAUACA